UUGGGUUAUUUUUUCUUUUAUUAUUUUGUCAUUGAAGUUAAUUAUUGACCAUGAUUUCUAAAAUCUGAUGUAAUUAAGAAACAUAUUAAAUCUCUUCCAAAGACCAAAUUAAAUUCCCUGAAUACUGCAUAUCCAGUCAAUGGUCUCAUGUUUCUUUGGUAUUUUUAGAUUUUUACUAAAAUUAUCAAAUACAUAACAGAAAAAUCUAACAGUUUUGGUACCUACUUGAGAAAUAUAUAUUUAUAUUCAUUGUGUAUCUGCAUAAGAUAAAUUUGUAGUCAUCAAUGGGUUCAUAUGUCCUUGUAUGGCAUAAAACUAUAAGUUACAUAUGUAUAGAAUGAAGAUGAACAUUACAAAUAUAAUCCGAAAUGUUUAGCAAUACAUAUUUCAAACCUCUUUUGUUUCUUCUUUAUCUGUUUGUUAACCAAACUAAUGGUUUACCUGUGGAAACAAUCUUUAAAUUUCAAGGUCCUUUGCCUCCUAUACUUCCCCAUGAGGUACAUUUCGGCAAAGGGACCAUAGACUUGGGAGGUCUUGAGGUUAAACAAGUCUCCAUCUCCAACACAACAGCAAAGAGAGUAUGGAGAACAUAUGAAGGAGGACGAGACAGCAUGGGAUUCAGCAUCUUUGAACCUAUAAAUCUCCCUGCUAACUUCUUCAAAAUUGGCUUCUACGCACAACCAAACAACCAGAAGCUUUUUGGUUGGAUCCUUGUUGCAAGAGACGUGUCUGGAAGAAGCUUAAGACCACCAGUGGACUACAUUGAAGUCUGGAACACUGCAUCGCUGGAUAUCAAACAAGACGGACAUGCAUAUUUUUGGCAGCCGGUAUGUCUCAAAGGGUAUAAACCGGUUGGUGUGAUUGUCACUACUUCCUCUCAAAAGCCUCCUAUGAAAAAAAAAUCUAUAAGCUGUGUUCGGUCAGAGCUGACAGAACAGAGUGAAGCUGAUACGUUAGUAUGGGGUUUUAAAGGAGUUAGCGUUGUUAAUUUGAGACCGGUCCAAAGAGGAACACAAGCAACAGGUGUGUACACAGGAACAUUCAGUUUUCAACAACUAAACUCAUCUCCUCUUCCUUAUUUAUUCUGUUUGAAGAACACCAAACUCAACAUGUCCUCUAACAUUCCAAGCAAAGCUCAAACCAGAGCUUUGUUCAAAACCUAUUCUCCUUUGAUAUAUUUCCAUCCAAAAGAAAAUUUUCUACCUUCUUCGGUCCAUUGGUUCUUCGCCAACGGUGCCUUGUUAUACAAGAAAGGAAACGAAUCAAACCCUAUACCUAUACAACCAAACGGUACAAAUCUUCCGCAAGGCGGUUCAAACGAUAACUUAUUCUGGUUAGACUUUCCACUCGAUAAGACCGCCAAGGAGAAGGUUCAGAGAGGAGACUUAAGAAACACCAAAGUGUAUCUAAACAUCAAACCAAUGUUCGGAGGGACCUUCACCGACAUCGCCGUAUGGAUAUUCUGUCCUUUCAACGGAAACGCACACCUCAAGUUUCUAUUCAUCAAGAGCCUUUCUUUAGGUCAAAUAGGCGAACAUGUCGGAGACUGGGAGCACGUUACUUUACGCAUCAGUAACUUCAACGGCAAGUUAUGGAGAGUCUACUUCUCUCAGCACAGUGGAGGUACGUUGGUGGACGCAUGCGAUCUAGAGUACGUUGAAGGUGCGAACAAACCGGUUAUAUACUCGUCGCUUCACGGUCACGCAAUGUUUUCGAAACCUGGACUUGUGUUGCAAGGCAAAAGAAAGUAUGGUAUAAGAAACGAUAUGGCGAGGAGUGACAAGUGGUUAGACUGUGGUAAGGGAUAUGAGGUGAUUGGAGGGCCUUGGGGCGUGGUUGAGCCGGCUUGGACGAGCUAUUUUAGGAAAUGGGGACCAAGGGUUGGUUACAAGAUUGAUAAGUCAAUUAAAUCAUUUGCUAAGAAGAUUUUACCCAUGUUUGUUAGGAAACGGUUACGAAAUAUUAUUCGGAAGAUACCUUAUGAAAUAAUUGGUGAAGAUGGUCCUACGGGUCCUAAAGCCAAGUUGACUUGGACUGGUGAUGAUAAGUAUUCUUAAAUUGUUUUAUGGUAGGUUCUUGCACUAUUCACUAAAAUAUUUACUGUAUGGUUCUCAACGAAUAUUGUAUUCUGCUGGUUCAAUACCCAAAUUAAGUAAGGCCAAGCCAGUCCAAACCGAUCGUGUUCAUCUAGAAAUUGUAUGUGUUGUUCAUAUACGUCAUCAAGUGACAAUGGAAAAUAAGAUAAGGCUAACCAAAGCCCAGGCCCAUAAAUAACACCCAGGUGAUCUGGAGUUUAACAUAUUAUGCAAGUACCAAGGGGAAGUCUAUAGGCGUUAGUUCUCUCGUUACUCGGUCUGUAAAGUAGCUUCAUUGUCCAUGAUUAGAUCUUGAAUCAAUUUUAUUAACAUGUGUGCAUAUAUCACUUAAAUUUAGUGAUUAACCUUUCCUUUCUUCUGCUGUGCCACCUUAUACGUACACAAAUAGCUGACAUGUUUUUUAGAAGUCAAUACGUGUAAUAAUUGUGUAAUUGUAAACCAACCAUGUGCCCAUAUAGAGAUCACUGAAAAGAUCUCGAAGACGAGUUGAAUUGGUUAAUAUUCAAUUUAGCAAACGAAGAAAUUGCACCAAAACAUUAAUGGUCUUGGGACAGAGUGCGUUUGCAUAACGUCAAUAGAAAAAAGAGAUUUGGCAGUAUAUAAGGGCCUGGAUCAUCAUGAAGUUUAUCAGAUCCAGGCGAGUGAUACUGCCGAUUUAUAUUUCGCAAGGUUUAUUAUUAAUAAAUUGACUGGAUCAUGAUAGUAUUCAAUCCAACCAAAGAAGCUGAACUUGCUUUUCUUUCCGACAAAAAAAACAAUUCUCAACCAAAAA
Brassica rapa (field mustard) is the source of this 2868-nucleotide messenger RNA. RefSeq lists its product as uncharacterized. The record is from RefSeq and is a predicted model, not a curated record. NCBI's taxonomy places the organism in Eukaryota, Viridiplantae, Streptophyta, Magnoliopsida, Brassicales, Brassicaceae.